Epithele typhae is the source of this 942-nucleotide messenger RNA. RefSeq lists its product as uncharacterized. The record is from RefSeq and is a predicted model, not a curated record. The transcript has 7 exons. The coding region runs from base 1 to 942 and encodes 313 amino acids. NCBI's taxonomy places the organism in Eukaryota, Fungi, Basidiomycota, Agaricomycetes, Polyporales, Epitheliaceae.
AUGUCUACCGACGCCUCUCAGCCGGCACCGACAGCUGAACCCACAAACGAGCCCCUCUGGAUGCUGCUGCGUCCACCGCGGCCCCGCGGCGUCUGUGACCCGCACAGGCUCGAUGUCCAAGAUGCGCUCGCACAGGGAAACAUCCCCACUCUCCCUCAGACCAAGCUGUGUCCCCUGUGCCCUGCCAAGUUUACUCGUACCACCCAUCUCAAUCGUCACAUGAAGACGCAUUCGAAUGAGCCGCUGCCACGCCCAGUUCACGCGGAGCGACCUCUUGACGAGGCACAAACGGACGUGUUGCGAGUCAUCUGUCAAUCGGUCCCGCAGGAAGUCAUGCAAGAGCUGCGCGGAGUCCAAAACCGCCGAGGGAACAAGGCCCCGGCAGACGCCGAAGGCGCCUCUUCCGGAAGCUCCUCCUCGCAGGACUCGCCAGAAGCUUCUGGUUCGGGCCAGGGCGCGGCCAGCACCAAAACCUCGCCGAUCGCAGACUUCGCGAUGCCUGCCACACUGCUCGACAAUUUCGCGGCGUCGAUGACCGGCUUUGGCACUCUUGACGCCUCUCGCUGCCGGCGUCCGCUUCCCAAACAGCCGCGUCUUCAUCCGGCGCUCUCGCGCUUCGCGGGUUCGAGCAACACUGCGCUGGCCACGACUGACGGAACCAGCGAGGACGAGCGCGCCUACAGCGACGUUUUCUCCUCCACCCAGAUCUUCGAGAAGCAUCCCUCCAUCCCCGGACAGCACUUCAUGCAGGAUCCUACGAUGUUGCUCACCGACCGCAUGGAUGGUCCGACACAGCUCGGUAUAUACUCGCUGCCUGCAACAAUGGGGGCCACCCCAGAUCCGAUGGAACACAUUCCCGAAACUGAAAUCAUGGAGUCGACUUCUACUGGUGACCACGGUCUUACUAUGGGGUGGCAUGCCCUCGAUCUCGGAGUAUUAUAG